This is a messenger RNA of Ambispora leptoticha, 435 nucleotides long. Lineage: Eukaryota; Fungi; Glomeromycota; Glomeromycetes; Archaeosporales; Ambisporaceae. The record is from the annotation of a GenBank genome assembly.
UGGAAUUGUCAGCCUAAUUGGUUUAGCGAUAGUUGCUUUUUGGAUUAACACUCCUCGCCAAAGUAAUAAUAAUGAACCGACAAAAACUCCCUCCAUUCCCGUCCCCUCUUAUCAGGAGGAGCAAGAUGAAUGUCCUUAUAAUGAAUGGACCAUGACCGGAAAUUACAAUACUGGUGGGUUAGAGGAAAAAGAUAUUCCGGAUUUAAAAUCCGAAAAGAGGGUUGGGGCUCGUGAUAAUGAAAACGAGGAAACUCGGGUAGGUCUAACUCAUAAUGUAGUAGUUAUCGCUCGGAAAAUUACGGGUGGUGGACCCAGAAUUAGGGUUGAUAAAAAUCAAACCUAUGAUUUGCCUAUGAUGCCGGACAGUGCCAAAAAACAUAUGAAAUAUAUUGAAAUGAUAGUUGAAUUAACCGGUGCAAAAAUUAAUCCCAACCA